CUCCAGCGGGCGGGCGGGACACCUGCUCCCGGAGGGGCUGCGGACCCCGCAGGGGCGGGGCGGGCGCCGGGACGGGGCGCCGGGGCGCACGGGGGACCCUCACGGUGAGGAGACUAGGAGGCAGGGCGGGAGUUUGGGAGCAGCCCUGUCGGCUCGGCUUUCUCGGGCCGGCUGCCCCGACCCCCGCUCCCGACCCCUCAAGGCACCGCUCACCAAGCCGGGUAGUGCAGCCUUCAGCCGCUGCAGCCUGCCAACAAGAAACAUGGCGGCAAGGGCGUCACUGGCAGGCUGGGGGCGGAGCCAGCCGCUCUCGCGAGACCCGUGUCUUCCCGCCUAUAUCCGGCGCGGCAGGCCGCUCUUCCGGUCUUUCGGCUCGGAGGUGGGCAAGGUGCAACUUUCUUCGGUCGUCCCGAAUCCGGGUUCAUCCGACACCAACCGCCUCCGCCAUGCCGCCGAAAUUCGACCCUAACGAAGUCAAAGUCGUCUAUUUGAGAUGCACCGGUGGGGAAGUCGGGGCCACGUCUGCCUUGGCCCCCAAGAUCGGGCCCCUGGGUCUGUCUCCCAAGAAGGUCGGGGACGACAUCGCCAAGGCCACUGGCGAUUGGAAGGGCUUGAGGAUCACGGUGAAGCUAACCAUCCAGAACCGGCAGGCCCAGAUUGAGGUGGUGCCUUCGGCCUCAGCCCUCAUCAUCAAAGCCCUCAAAGAGCCACCACGAGACAGAAAGAAGCAGAAAAACAUUAAGCACAGUGGCAACAUCACUUUUGAUGAGAUCGUCAACAUUGCCCGCCAGAUGAGACACCGGUCGUUAGCCCGAGAGCUCUCCGGCACCAUUAAGGAGAUUCUGGGCACGGCCCAGUCUGUGGGCUGCAACGUUGAUGGCCGCCACCCUCAUGACAUCAUUGAUGACAUCAACAGUGGCGUGGUGGAGUGCCCCGCGAGUUAGAACUACAAGAAGUGCUUCAAUAAAGUUUCUACAGAAGAGUGAA
Sorex araneus (European shrew) is the source of this 987-nucleotide messenger RNA. It is a transcript of the gene RPL12, whose product is annotated as ribosomal protein L12. Gene Ontology annotation, biological process: translation. The transcript has 7 exons. Bases 447 to 944 code for a protein of 165 amino acids. Gene Ontology annotation, molecular function: large ribosomal subunit rRNA binding; structural constituent of ribosome. Gene Ontology annotation, cellular component: ribosome; cytosolic large ribosomal subunit. The record is from RefSeq and is a predicted model, not a curated record. Lineage: Eukaryota; Metazoa; Chordata; Mammalia; Eulipotyphla; Soricidae.